AUGAGACGACGAUCUACGUUGCCCUCAUUAUCGCCUGGAAAGAGUAUCACUGAAAGACGGUUAACUUUACGAAGAGAAAGUCCAAAAUUGGCUGUUGAACCAUCAUUGUUAGAAAGAAGACUUUACGAAGCAUUUGAUGUGUUUGAUAAUGCUAGAAGUGGAGAGGUAGAUGUUAGAGAUUUGGGAACUAUAAUUAGAGCUUUAGGAUGUGUUAUCACAGAAGCUGAGUUACAAGAAAUACAAGUAGAAGUUGAAGAUGUUGAAAAUAAUUGCGUACCAGUAAAUAGAUUUGUAGAAUACAUGAGCAAGGCAAUCAAUGAACGCAAAUUCAAACCAGCAGAACCAGAAGAAUUAUUGAAAGCGUUUCAAUUAUUAGAUCCUGAAAAUCGCGGAUAUAUCAUGAAAGAGGAUUUAGAAAAAUCAAUUAUGGAAAUUGGGGAGCCAUUUACAAAAGAAGAAGUGGCCGAUAUGAUGGCUGUAGCCUGCGACACGGAAACUGGAAAAAUUAAUUAUGAACAUUACAUCAAUUUGCUGAUAGUAAAAAUUCCUGAAAACAUUAAUGUAUAUAAUAUUGUGGAUGAAAUGGAAGCUGCAAAAUUGGCAGAGCUGCCUGUAAAGCAUAAAUGGGAAAGAAUUUUAUUUCAGCGAGAUAGUACCUAA
Molecule: messenger RNA, 660 nt
Organism: Cyphomyrmex costatus
Lineage: Eukaryota; Metazoa; Arthropoda; Insecta; Hymenoptera; Formicidae
Product: EF-hand calcium-binding domain-containing protein 2
Exons: 5
Coding region: 1-660 (219 amino acids)
Molecular function (GO): calcium ion binding
Source: RefSeq, a predicted model, not a curated record